AUGUAUGCAGAUAUCUCCAAGCCUCCUGCUCCUCUUCCCCAAGCCAAGCCUCAAACGGUAGCUGAGGGCAUCACACUUUUGCCUCCCCUGUCGAGAUUGGGACACGGUCCAGGCCUUGUUAUUCUCCAUCCUGACUCAGACAAGCACUUGGACAUUAUUGAUGGCGUUCCCUCAGCUCUUGUCAAGUGGGCUGAAGAGGGGUAUGCUGUUGUUGAAGUACAGGCGAAGGCUUUCAAAACAGAUGCUGGUGAUGUUUUAAAGAGUGCAUUGCAAGCAUUGAGAAGUUGUGAUGGGUUCGUAAAAGAUAGCAAGAUUGGACUUAUUGCAUAUGAUCCUCAACUAUGGAACAACCUUGCCCCAGUCGUUACCAACAAAGACAUAUCCGGUGCCAUAAUUUACGCCAACGCAGCCGACCUGUCAACGCUCCAAGACGCUACGAUCCCUACACUUAAGCAUAUAGCAUCACGCACCUCGAAGCUCGAGCGAAACAAUGGAUCAACAACAUACUCCUACCCGUCGGUCAAGUCUCACUUGGUAGCGGUUCCCUUCACCGAAGACUUCAAUUACUCGACCGAGUCGGUAUCACACACAAGGAAUUUAACAUUUCUCAAGCCGUUGACGAACGGUCCAUACUUCGAUCUCGAAGCUAUAUGGGAUGAACAUACAUAUUAUGAGUUUGCGGAUAGGUCGGUGGAACACACCAUGAGUACAAUGGUUGACCAGCCUUAUGUUAAUCACGUUCCUACUAAUUCCGAUGACACAGAGCUUGAGCUGAUUAGUCGGACCAUCGGUAUUGACCGCGUUGUCGAUGAGUUUCUUUAUAAAUUUACACAUGGCAAAGCUAUUGACUGGCUUCUUCCUGGCGUCCCGCCCACUCAUAAGAAAGUGGAAGUGCCUUUCACAGCGGUAGUAAAUAUUCGCGGCGAUCGACUGUACCAUGAACAUAUUGCAUGGGACCAAGGAACUGUUCUUGCUCAGGUCGGUUUGAUGCCACAGUAUCUACCAUUUCCUUACCCUGUCGAGGGCCAGAAGGAGGGAGCCAAGUAUGAAUACCGUGUUCCAGUCACGGGCAUUGAUACUGCGUUGAAAAUGAGGGAUCGCAACUCGGUGGCCUCAAAUGACAUGUUUGGUUACAAAGUUAGGGAAGUUUAG
Messenger RNA from Fusarium graminearum PH-1, 1152 nucleotides. RefSeq lists its product as uncharacterized. NCBI's taxonomy places the organism in Eukaryota, Fungi, Ascomycota, Sordariomycetes, Hypocreales, Nectriaceae. The record is from RefSeq and is a predicted model, not a curated record. Gene Ontology annotation, biological process: polyketide metabolic process. The coding region runs from base 1 to 1152 and encodes 383 amino acids. The transcript has 4 exons.